AUGGCGAAUGGUACGAUGAGAACGGUCCCCUUUAUUCGUAAUUCCUUAUUUUGGUUCGUACUGCUAGCACUUUACCAGAAUUAUGUUUGCGAUAAAGUGCCUCGAAAAUACCUGCAAACCGACUUAUCAGCGUUGGGAAGCAGUUUUUCAGUACCUAUUUCAGUUCCAGCUCCGAGCAAAGGAAAUGACACGACGCUCGAAACAGACAUGGGAGCAGCGGCAUUAAACCGAUCGGUUGUGCCGUUGGAUGAGAGCAAGAAAAGCUUUUCUAAGCUAAAACUUUACCAGGAGCAAUUGAAUGGCAAAAAAGCUCCAUCAUUGAAUAUACACGAAGAAACUACUCAUUUGCUAGGAUUCAAUGGUACCGGCCAGCGAAAAGAAUACGCAAUCGAUGGAGACAGUGUUAAUAAAACUGUUCUUAGUAGUUCGACAAAGUUGUUGGGAGUGGCUGGACUUAAUACGUCGCUAUUGCAAGAAUCUCCCGGAAGUGACCCAAUCAGUGAUGCAAUCAACAUUGAUACGAUCGAACGCACUGAGGCUGAAUUGAACAGUACACUACAGGAGCAUAACAUAACCAAAACGUUUGAGGAUAAUCAUCUGUACUACAAGAGCACUUGGUCGACCGAAAAAGUCAUGAGUGACGACUUUUGGAAAAAAAUAACUACCAACUUAACCGUUAAUAUUCUGCUUUCCAAUUCUCAUCGCCGGGCGACAACUAUGUUUUUGUCGUUCGAUUUCCCAUUCUAUGGUUUCCCCAUUCGAAAUAUAACAAUUGCGAGCGGAGGGUUCUUAUACACGGGAGACUACGUGCAUUCGUGGUUGGCAUCAACACAGUAUAUAGCUCCAUUAAUGGCAAACUUUGAUACAGCAUUGUCCAACAGCUCACUUGUAAAAUAUCGUGAUGAUGGUGAAACCUUCAUCGUAGUUUGGGAAAACGUUAUACUUCAGGAUCGUCCAAACAAUGGCACUUUUACCUUCAGUGUAACGUUGAACAAAUCCGGUGAUAUUGUGUUCGCUUACAAGAAAAUUCCAAUCAGUAUCCAGCAGAUAUUUGAAAACCCGCUUACGAAAAACCAUCCAGUAAAGAUAGGGCUUUCUGACGCGUACAUAAUUGACAAAACAAUAAUGCGUACAAAACAGAAAACCAUCUACGAAUAUCAUCGAGUGAAUUUUGGACAAGCUGAAGUACAAAACGACACCAUUAUUACGUUAUCAGCACUACCUACAUGUUUUACCUUUAAAGAUUGUGAAUCUUGCAUUGCUCACGAGGGAGCCGAUUUUGAGUGCUUAUGGUGUUCGACGAUUAACCGAUGCUCCACUGGUACGGAUCGGAAGAGACAAGACUGGUUACAUAAAGGAUGUGAAUCAACCAUGAUCUCCGAAGCUUUAUACUGUCCGGCAAUUGGUCAAAAGGGUAAUAACUAUGGCGAAUCCGUGGAAGCUACAACCAAGACUGCUCCUAACAGGUACAAUAGCACCAACAACAUUCGCGAUAAUCAACAGUCCGACCAAAAUCGGAAACUCGACCAAAGCGGUACUUCUAGUGGUGUAAUGCUAAAUGGAACCGAUACUUAUAGAGGUUCCAAAAAGGACGAUUUUGUCAACAAAGCGCAUAUAUACCAUACAUCGGACAUGCACAGUGAGUCCAGUAAUAAGUUGCUAGCUUCAAUGCUGGUUAUCUUUGGGAUCUUGUUAAUAUCCGGCUGUUGGGUACUAUAUGCAUACCGAAACCCCCAUACAAAAAGUGGCCAACUGUUAAUAAGGAUUAUAAAAUCGAAAAAGUAUCGUCCUAAUAAAUGGUUAUGGCGACGUGGCGAGGCACGGUAUACUGCAGCUUCCAUCCACAUGUGA
Messenger RNA from Anopheles marshallii, 1851 nucleotides. RefSeq names its product plexin domain-containing protein 1. The transcript has 10 exons. The coding region runs from base 1 to 1851 and encodes 616 amino acids. NCBI's taxonomy places the organism in Eukaryota, Metazoa, Arthropoda, Insecta, Diptera, Culicidae. The record is from RefSeq and is a predicted model, not a curated record.